UCUCGCCUACGAAAACACACACACACACACACACCACUACGAGCCUUCCCCUUUUCCCGUCUCCCCUCGCGCCAUAACAAACGCUUGCAUUGCUGUUCAGCGCGCAGACGCGGAUAGCUGGCAGUGCGCGCGGUGCUCUCUUUACUCCGUCGCGGAUUCACGCGGAUCUGGUCCUCCUCCGCCUCCUCCUCCUCCACCAGCGCGCGCCUCCGGUUCGGUCAUGCCACCGGCGCGCGUCCGGAGAUGAGGCUCCGAAAUGGCACCUUCCUGACAGUCUUAGUGUUCGGGCUGUGCGGGCUCGUGUCGCUGUCCUGGUACACGGCUUUCAGCAACCCUAAAGGUAAUGUGGUUGAUAUCUACCAGAGGGAGUUCUUGGCUUUGAGAGAUCGGCUGCACUCGGCUGAGCAGGAGAACCUGAAGCGCUCGAAGGAGCUCAACCUGGUGCUGGACGAGAUCAAGCGAGCCAUCGCCGAGAAACAAGCGCUGCGGGAUAUCAACCGCACCUGGAGCAGUCUGUCUGACGAGACUAAGCUGAAGCUGUGGAACGUCACCAGCAGUAAGAAUGUGUUACAGCUGCCCAGCAUCUUCCACCACCUGCCUCAUCUCCUGGCCAAAGAGACCAGCCUGCAGCCCGCCGUGCACAUCGGCCAAGGCCGUACCGGAGUCUCAAUAGUGAUGGGCGUGCCCAGUGUGAAGCGGGAGGUGCAUACCUAUUUAACGGACACGCUCAGCUCUCUGAUGUCAGAGCUGAGUCAGGCCGAGAAAGAGGACUGCGUCAUCGUGGUCUUUAUCGCUGAGACAGACCAGCAGUACGCCAACAGCGUGGCUGAUAACCUCAAGCGCCUAUUUCCUGGAGAGAUCCAGUCGGGUUUGUUAGAGAUUAUCUCUCCAUCUGUCCAUUUUUACCCGGACUUCUCCAACCUCAAAGAGUCUUUUGGUGAUCCCAAGGAACGUGUCAGAUGGAGAACGAAGCAGAACCUGGAUUACUGCUUCCUGAUGAUGUAUGCUCAGUCUAAAGGGACGUAUUAUGUGCAGCUAGAGGAUGACAUUGUCGCACGUCCGAAUUAUUUCACCACUAUGAAGAACUUUGCCCUACAGCAGCCUUCAGAGGAGUGGAUGAUUCUAGAAUUUUCCCAGCUUGGCUUUAUCGGUAAGAUGUUUAAGUCGCUGGACCUAUCUCUCAUAGUGGAGUUCAUGCUGAUGUUCUACAAGGACAAACCCAUUGAUUGGCUGCUGGACCACAUCAUGUGGGUGAAGGUGUGCAACCCGGAGAAGGAUGCGAAACACUGCGACAGGCAGAAGGCGAACCUGCGGAUCCGCUUCAAGCCCUCGCUCUUCCAGCAUGUGGGAACACACUCGUCUCUUGCUGGAAAGAUUCAGAAACUCAAGGAUAAGGACUUUGGGAAGCAGACUCUCCAUAAAGGUCAUGCUAACCCGUUAGCAGAGGUCACCACCAGUCUGAAGACGUACCAGCACUUCACCCUGGAGAAGGCAUACCUCGGGGAAGAUUUCUUCUGGGCGUUCACGCCGGUGGCUGGAGACUUCAUACGCAUCCGCUUCUUUACUCCUGUCCGCAUAGAGAGGUAUUUCUUCCGCAGUGGGAACAUUGAGCACCCCGGAGACAAACUCUUCAACACUACAGUGGAGGUGCUGCCGUUUGAUAAUAUUCAAUCAGAAAAAGAGGCCUUGAAGGAGGAAAGAGAGAGGACGCCGAAGUACCAGCGCACAGAGGACGGCUUCAUUAGAAUAGGAAAAUUCCAAAACGGGAUCGCUGAGGGGGAGGUGGACCCCUCGUUCGGGCCGCUGGAGGCCAUGCGACUCUCGGUGAUGACCGACUCUCCUGUGUGGGUCAUUCUUAGCGAGAUCUUCAUCAAAAAGGCAGAGUGAAGGGUGUCUACCUGAAUACCUCACCAUUAAUCUGGGCCUUGCAGUGCAGGAGGAGGUCUUUCCUGCUCCUCCUCCUCAGCAGCGGCUAUGAGUUUCUAAAGCUUGGUCCAAGUGCGCCACCUGCUGGCGCCAUGCUGACACAGCAGGGUAAAAGUAGAGAAGGGCCAGCUGUAAUCCUGUAGAGCGGAGAUGGGAUGUAAAGGAGACGGACAGACUCCUGAGACGGUCAUUUGUAAUUUAUGUGUACAUACGCUCCUGGUUCAGUGACUCUAAUUACACUGGUAUAUUGUCAGCGGGCUCUCUCUCUCUCUCCGGAUGGUCUUGCCCUGUUUCGGCAAAUUUUCUGACUUUCAACAAUGCUGCUUUUUUCUUUUGGAAUUUGGGGGACUCUUCUGUUUUCAUAAAGGAGUUUCUGAUUUUGCCAACAUUCUUUUAUCAUUAUUUAGUGGGGGAUUGAUUUAAGGUGGAGGGUUUGGAUUUCAUGAUGAAUCAUACGUAGUUUUUAUGAUCUGUUACGAAUACACACAGAUAUGAGGGUAAUAUAAAUAGUGCAUCUAUAUGUGCAGACAAGGACCAGAUGCUCCCAAACAGCAGUCGGGGAAAGAUUAUAGCUAUAAAAUAAUAAAAGUUAUAAGAAAAAAUAGUGGAAAGCGGAUCUUAUGGAGCAUUUCAUCAUUUAAAUCAGAUUUAGUCUGAAGGACAGUCGUUUUUUUUUUUUUUUCCUUUAAGAUGAUGUAGCGAAAGCAGGACAUGGUGAGUUGCCAGUAGAUUGGGUUAGAAAUGGUAGAGUAAACAGACCCGGGCCCUGGGAUCGAAUUAGACUGAGCAAACAGGCGUCCGAACAGAAACACAUAACAGCAUUACAGCUACUCUAUGCAGUUUGGGCUGAGACUGGGCGGUCACUGAUCGUUAGCCUACAUGCACCCCUUAAAGGCUUUUAAGCUUUAUAGGCUGGAUAGUUUAAACCAGCCGUUGCAGUCCAGUUCCUUUUAUCAUAGUUUUUUUAUUGUUAAGUUCCUCAUGCCUUACCAUGGUACUUAUUUCAGGUUUUCUAUUUAAUACACACCACCUAACAGCUACUGUACUGUAGUUCACAAUCGUUCCCCACUUCCCAAAGGCUUAAACCCUAAAGCUGGCUGAUUCAGGCUCCAACUGAAGCUUGGAAGGAACCUUGGCUUGGUGGAGGUGAGAAUGUGGAGUAUGUGGAGCACUACCUUCCUUACACAUGCUGGUUGAUCAACAGUCAGAGACUGACUCCUUUAUUUUAUUAAAAUGCAUCCAGAGGAAGCACCACUGAAUUCAGUGAUAAAGCAACUUGUGGCACAGCAGUCAGACAGCAGGUGGAAAGUGUCUUGAGAGUUCAGGAAACCUAGCCUGCUACAAAGGUGCUGGAAGAUCUCAGGGUCAGAGAAGCUUUUUCAUUAGUUCCACAAAGCAGGAUUUUUCACAUAGCCUCAUUAUGUACUGUGUAAUAAUAUCUAAUAUCUAUUUUUAUCUAUAAUCUCUAUAGACAAUGAUGGGUCGUUUUUAAUUUCAUGUACAUAUGUCAUACAUAAGUCAACACUGUUCAUAUUGCAUGCAUACAGACACACACACAACAGUUAUUUCCAAUCACACAGGACCAGACUCAUUUUUGAAAUUUUACAUUUUUAAAUAUAUAAUAAUGCAGUUCCCCCCUUUUUUUAAGAGUAAUACACUUUUAAAUUAUUUUUUAAAUGUUUUAAAUAAUAGCUUAUAGACAUUAAUGGGCUCCCCAACUGAGUAAACAGGCAAUAAUGAGGUCAGCAAAAUAUGACAGAUUUUUUUUUCAUAUAUUGUACAAUAAGUUAAUAAUGUAAUUAUUGAGACAGUUCUAACAGGAGAGAUUAAAAUACUCAAAACUUGAAUCUUAAAUUACUAUUUCAAAAAUGUGUUUAAAAAUAUUGAUCAAAUCUGAAAUCUAAAAAUUAGCCUGAACAGUUUGUAGUGUUAGGCUUAAUAAUGCACAAAAACAUUCUGUCCUGUGUAUAGUUUUCUUCUGAAUGCCGCUGGGUUCUCUGAAUUGAGAGGUUGCUUAAGGGAUCAUGUGCAUCUAAAACAAUCAGUGAUGAGGUAACGGCGUUGACUUUUUUCAGUAACGAGUAGCUAACUGAUUACUCUGACUGUGACUAUAACACCGUUAACAUUUCCAACACAACGUUACUGCACGUUACUUUAGCCACUCGAUUAAAUUUUUUUUUACUUCGCGCAUACAGACAAAGGCGCAAGUGUGUGUGUGCGCGUUGUGUGUGAAAGUCACAUGGGAAGGGGAGGAUGAGAUAAACACCUAAGCAAUGAUUGUUGUCUUUGCUGUCGUGCACUCUAUUCAUCUGGCUUAUGAAACACGCUCUGAGAAGGUGGGGGCCGAGGGGUGGGGGGUUACGGAGCGAUUAACACAAAAGUAACGCAAUAGUUACUUUAACUGGUAAUUAGUUACUUUUAUAGUGGAGUAAUUCAGUUACUAACUCAGUUACUUUUUUUUUUAUUACUUUUUCAAAGUAACGUGCCCAACACUGGAAACAAUUAAUGAGUCCCAUGAAAGUAACUAUAACUGUUUUACUGUUUAACACUAUUACAUAACAACACCAGCAAUUCCAGCUGCCAAAGACACAUAACAAUCACAUUGCACUGUUAGCUUUCACAAUUUUAAUAUUAGUGUCCACUUUGCUCAGAGAAUCCAGUGUCAUUUAUAGCACAAAUGACUAUAGUAUAUCCUUAACUCUCCAACUCACCCCAACAGUACUGGACAGAGCACCAGCAUUUCAGAGAACACAGUUCCACUGCUCUACUGCUCUCUAUCUUUGUCAACAAUAGGUGCAACUAAAAUUGCUGAAUGCAUUGUUUAAAAGGGGUCUACACAGACAUUUUGCCAUAUAUCGUCACUGUCAGGCACAAACCUUUUAUCUCCAUAAUGCCACAUUAGUUUCUGAUAUGGUCAUGAUGUCAACUAUAAAAUGCUGGCACAACAUCAGAUGUCUAAUUUCCUAUGUUUAGAACACAAUAGAAAAUCUGUUGACUUUUAACUUGUAGACACAAUCACAAUAGAGACCAAAUAAAUAUAUGUUUAUGAUAAAAAUACAUUUGUUUUAAGUAAAUGACUUUGAAAUAUUGAUUAAAACAAGCCUGUCCAGGAGCAAUUUUCCCACUGGAUCUUUACUUUUUGUUAUUCAAUUUAGUGAAAAAUCCUGCCUUGUGAACAGUCCUGCCUCUUUCUUGCGGUUGAUAAACAUCAACACGAAACCAUGCCUGAAUGGACAGAGGUCAGAACAUCAGUCAGUAUCUGUUUCUUUAUUUCUGGCUUUGCAAGAGACUUUGAACACCAAAUAAUUCUUUAAUUUUAUGCCAUCCUCCAGCCAAUUUCCCUCAUCUCCUCUGAGUUCAGCCUGUUAUUUAAUAAAGGAUGAUACCAAAACAGGACACCUGCAUGUUCACCCACGCAAUAUCCAUUUAAAAGGAAAUGCAAACAAUUGCUCACUCUCAGCAGGGCUCGUGCCAAAAGAGUUGGUUGUCGGGCCAUUGCUUUAGCCACAGAGGUGGCUGACAGGUGCCUGGAGCUGAAGAGAUUACAGCUAGCCAAACAAAUUAUUCUAAAUACCCCCCCAACUCCCCAAACACCAACCUACCGGACAGACAUCGUUUUCCCACCCUCUUGUAAGAUUGUAAAAUGCACUGGAAUGCAUUGCUAUUGUGUUGUAUUUUGUAACAUUUAGAUAAACUAUAUUUAAUGAUGUUCUCUUCUAUUCAAUCUGUGAAUUGUAAUAAAGCCAAAAUUGAAACACCUUGA
Molecule: messenger RNA, 5689 nt
Organism: Astyanax mexicanus (Mexican tetra)
Lineage: Eukaryota; Metazoa; Chordata; Actinopteri; Characiformes; Acestrorhamphidae
Gene: mgat4b
Product: alpha-1,3-mannosyl-glycoprotein 4-beta-N-acetylglucosaminyltransferase B
Exons: 15
Coding region: 244-1887 (547 amino acids)
Biological process (GO): protein N-linked glycosylation
Cellular component (GO): endoplasmic reticulum; Golgi stack; endoplasmic reticulum-Golgi intermediate compartment
Molecular function (GO): acetylglucosaminyltransferase activity
Source: RefSeq, a predicted model, not a curated record